Orbicella faveolata is the source of this 4667-nucleotide messenger RNA. RefSeq lists its product as uncharacterized. Gene Ontology annotation, molecular function: centromeric DNA binding. Gene Ontology annotation, biological process: kinetochore assembly; spindle attachment to meiosis I kinetochore; attachment of mitotic spindle microtubules to kinetochore. The record is from RefSeq and is a predicted model, not a curated record. Lineage: Eukaryota; Metazoa; Cnidaria; Anthozoa; Scleractinia; Merulinidae. Gene Ontology annotation, cellular component: kinetochore.
GGGCCUGCAAAACCAAAGCAAUAAGCCAUAUAAUCUGGCUCAUACAUAUGUAUGUAUCUGUUUCAUACAGUAGACACGAAGGGCGCAUGCCAUAUUUGCUGUAUUGCAUGUACAUGACUUGUAUCUCGGUGUCUGUAUUAAGCAUGCUCUCAGAAAAAAAAAAAUCUCACAGACAAAAUGUUUUAUCGAUACAAAGGCUAAAGCAGACUUUUUGUACAGGAACAAAACAUUGCUUAAUACUGCUUACAUCUGUAACAAGUUCAGUCUAAAGAAACCUCACAAUCAAUUUAUCAUAGUUUCAGACUAAAAUUACUCUAUAAAUUAUUCUUGAAACACAGCACUGGAAUCCUUUGAAAGUCUGUGAAUUUGCUUUGUACUCCACCUGUCACUUUUCCUUUACGACUCAGCUUGGUGGGCUGAAUGUGAAACAAAACCUUUAAAAGGUUAUUUGCUGUUGUAAUUAGGUUUUCACUGGCAAGAUAUUCAGUUGUGUCCUCCAGCGUUAUUAUAACUUCAUUCAGUGACCAUUUUGAAUGUGCUCAAUGUUUUUAAACGACAUUUCUUGUAGACGCACUGGAGUUCCUUUGAACAUUAAAGCCAGAAAAGACUCACAUGGGUUUGAGAACAUUGACGACUACUUUCCUGAUUCAGAUCCAGAAGAAGAAAAUGUUGUUCCAAAUACACAAAGCUCAGCUCAGGAAACCCUUGUUGGAAGGAAAGCAGUGAAUAUUAAUCCUAGAAAAGAUGCUGAAGUGUUUGUCAAUGUUGAUGACAAUUAUGCUGACUCAGGGGCCACCAAAUCCAUGGAGUCAUCUCCAGGUGAAGUUGAACCAGCAGAUACUCCUGAAGGAAAUGAUGAGUCACCAAAUGACACAGGAACUGCCAUUAAAAAUCCUGCAUCUCGACAACCAACCCCUCAGUUAAGAGGACCAAUUAAGAAGAGGUUGUCAUUCGCAAAUGGCAAAUCGCCAAAUGAAUCAGAAAAUAAUCAAGUUCACUGCAGAGAUUCACAGAGUUGCAAGAACACAGAUCCUACCAGCGAGGAAAUUGUAGAAAGUGAGAUUGAAAUUGACGUUGUUGACUUGAGCAAUGAUUCUAACCUUAUUGUCGAGGAAAGUGGUAACAGCUCUUCUCUUGCUGUCAAGAGCAAAAAGAAGGAUAAACAAGAGCAUGCGGGACAUGCGCGAAACACAAAAAACCGCGCUGACGAAGAUGAUGAGGUCAUUGAUGUCGAAGAAAUUGAAGAGGACGACACCUUUCUAACCAUUGGGAAUAACACAACACGAAUUGCCAAGAGCAAUGCAGCUGUUGGUAAGACCCCGGUGUCGAGCAACGCUGAGAGUUUCAUCAUGAGCGAGAGUUUUGUUCUGGAAGGGACCAGGCACAAGUCAAUGUCACCAGAAUUCGGGUCCAGCUCAGACAGUCAAACUGAGCCUGACGCCAGGGCUAAGAAAUCCAAGAUACCCAUACGGCAAAAGGGUUUAACGAACACCAAGCCAGCAGAGCAGAGAGCAACAAGAGGAAGAAAGAAAAAGGCGGUGGAAGAGCCACAGAUAGUGGAGACAGAGGAGACAGAAGCUGAUGAGAAGGAGGAGGAUGAGCGAAGGGAUUUGUCGAGCAACAGCAAAGAGCAGGUCAUCUCCGCAAGGAGUAAGAAAGAGGCAGCUGGGAAAGGGAAGCCUGUGGAGUCAGAGGCUGUGGAAGUUCAGAAUAGAGGUACUGAUGAGAAAGAGGAAAGAAGAGCAACAAGCUUACCAGGUAAACGACAACAACAAAAGUCAACAAGAGGCGAGAGGAAAGUUACGGUGUCAGAUGAGGGGGAUGAUGGUGACGAAAGUAGUGCCGUUGAUAUUGAACACGGGAAGAAAAAAGCCGGAGGAAGGAAGAGUGUAUCAAAAAUCACACAAAAACAGAAGAGAAUUACACGUGGAAGAAAGCAAAAAAGUGACACUGAAAACAUGGACGAUGGAGCAGCUGAGGUGAUUAAUGUGGACAGUGAUGACAAGAAGCUAUCAGGUCACAGGACAAGACCAAAAGAAGGAGUUGAGGAUGAAAAUAGAGCAGAACAAAACGGGAGUGCUGCAGACAGGAGUGAACAACCAGGUGAAAACAAAACGACUGAAGUUAGUGGGAGAAAGACAAGGGCACAGAGAAAAAAGGAGAAAGAUGACAAGGAAAAUGAUGUCUCAGGAGAAGGAAAAGAAAACGAAGUUGUUGUUGAUGAUGAUAUAGAAACUGAGGAAGUGGAAAGUGAAAAUAUGGGAUCUUUGGAGAUGGAAAAAGAAAUUGAGAAAUCUGAAAAGGAAUCAAGGGUGAAAAGAAAGGAAAAAGUAAAGAAGAAUAAGGGAAACAAUGGUGUUGCAAAUGAACGAAACUUGACCCAGGCUUACAGUAAGAGGGGAGGUAGGAAGUCUCAAAGUGUUGGAGGAGAUAAGACGCUGGGGGAAGGUGAUGAGCAGGAUUUGACAGAGGAGGUGAAAGAUGUGUCCAAAGUCAGGGGAGGGGUGAGAGGGAAAGGAAGAAAACCACAAGUGACUGAAGAAAGAGAACAUGAUGCAGAGCAAGAAGAUAAAAGGGAUGCUCUUGAUACUAUGGAGGAUUUGGCUAAGGGGCAGGCUUCUUCCAGUGAACAUGUUUUAGUGACUAACAUCACCAAUGUAUUCAGCAAUGCUUCCUCCAGUUCGGAGUCCACGAAAAAGGUUAUUACUGGCAUAAGGCGUAAACGAAGAAAGCGCUCACGGAUUUUGCCACCAUAUGCAACAAAACGACUACCCAACAAAGGAAACAACUCAAAAAGCUCUGCCACUAUAAACAGUCAUGACUCGAUGUCUGAAACAGAUGCAAAAAAGCGCAAAUUACAAGUCGAAGGGAACCAAACAAGCAUUGGUAAAGAGAAGUCGUCGAGGAAAGGAGCCACCACAAAUCCUAGGAUGUCAGAUAGAGCUAAACGUCCUGGAAGGACAUCUGAAGGUGCGACGAAAUCUGUUGCCCAAGGCCACGAGAAAGAGUGUCCUAAACGUGGCCGUGGCGUGUCAGGCGCUACAGUGGAAAACGCCAAUAACGACGAUAAUGUGAUUGAGGACGCUGCUUCUGUUGCUGUUGAUGAAGUUGAUGUACAUGAUUCUGUGCCAGAAGCGACUGAAGUGGGCGACAGUUCCAUUGAAUCAGUCUUGGUGCAUGGAACAGGCACCAUGACUCCAGCUCAGCCAGUCACCGCGUUAAAGUCAAUUCUCAAGUCAGGAGGCAGUGUAGGGCGAGCUGCUACAGUGUCUAGAAAACGUGGUAAGACCCCAGACAAAUCUCACUCAGGUGGUAGCGAUGCUGACGACGAGAGUGUAUUACCAGCUAAACAGCCCAACAGGAAGCGCCUUUCCACGGUCAGUUUUGCGUCCACACCGUUUGUCCAUCAGUCACCGUCUGUUCCUGCAAAUCGCUCCUCUGCUGGCCUGUCGUUUGCGUCCAAAUGCAGCAGCUACCUAUCCACAGAUGAGACUUUCACUCCAGGGAGUGUUGGAACUGCCAGGUCUUCCAUGGGCUCUGCUGGCAGCUCCAGUGCCGGGGAGUCUCCUAUUGAUCCUGAAGAGGAGGUCACUAUUACUAAUGAUGCUAGACAAUCAGAGGAUACACCAGAUGAACAGAAUACGAGACGAAGUAAACGGACCAUUGUGCCGCCAUUACAGUACUGGAAAAAUGAGCGGAUAGAUUAUGAGCGCCGAAAAUCAGGUGGAUGGUGCAUAAAGGGCAUUAUCAAAAAUCCAACUCCGACACCCAAGCACAAAAGAAAGCCUAGACAAAACAAGAAGCCUGUUGUCAGAAAGGAAAACAACGAAAAUGCUGUAGAUUUUUCAGAAGAAGAACUUGACAAUCAGGAUUUAGAGGGAUUCCAAGAGAUGACAAACCCAACAGGCAUGGUGUUACACGCAGAGAACAACGAAGAGGUUCAAAUGGAUAUAUUUCAUACUCCGGCCAUGUUAAACUUUACGAAUCCGUCAGGAAAACCCGCGCAAGAUGACGACCCGCUUAUCGUCCACAAGUUUAUUUCACAGCCUCUCUUUGGUGGCGGGCAAGUGAUCUUGAGGCCUGAGGCUGAGAAGGGACGUCAGGUUGUUCGUAACGACACAAUGGUGUUUUACGUUAUAAAAGGAACAGUUAUGGUGACUGUUCACCAGUGCUCCACCGUCCUCCAUACUGGCUCGACAUUCUUCGUUCCUCAAGGCAAUUCCUAUAACAUCAAAAACCUUAAGAAAACAGAUGCCAAACUGAUGUUUGUUCAGAUCAAGGGGUAGAAACACUUUUCAAGCUGUCCACAACGUUAUAAUGACAUUAAAUGAACGACAAAAUCCUUCCAUCAAGGAUUUAUCGUCCUGUGCCUUUUUCUAAUGAGACGAUACGUUUCGCGUAAUGUUUAGUUUAUAUGCUAGUAGUACACAGUACAUCGUGGCUGUUGUUGUGAUGUCGACUAUUUUUAUUCUGAGAUAUAUUAUAGAUUUAUAGAUGUAUUUUUUUAAAAAUAGUAGCGAGUAUUUUAGCAUCACAAUCGAGGAUCAGCUGCUUAAAGGAGCUACGCCACAGUUGAAAAGUUUAGCUUAAAUCUUUCGUGGAUUGUAAUUGAUUGUAACAUUGUAAUCCAUGUUAACCUCUUCGUCUUUAACUACCCUUGUUCCUUU